Molecule: messenger RNA, 881 nt
Organism: Selaginella moellendorffii
Lineage: Eukaryota; Viridiplantae; Streptophyta; Lycopodiopsida; Selaginellales; Selaginellaceae
Exons: 2
Coding region: 126-533 (135 amino acids)
Source: RefSeq, a predicted model, not a curated record
CUAGGUUUUCGUGGUUGUUUUUUUUUUUCCUCUUUCGAGCGAGAAGGGCGGUGUCGUGAGAGGUUCGAUCGUCUCUCCUUUUUGGUUUUGUGAUCUUGAUCCUUGGAUCGGAGGCGCGAGAGGCGAUGGCGGAGCCGCUGCGCAAGCCGGUGUUUGGCAAGGUAGAUCAGCUGCGGCCCGGCACCAACGGCCAUACCCUCGUCGUCAAGGUCUUGAGCUCCAAGCUCGUCCUCCAGAAGCCUCGCCCCGAUGGUAGCCAGGUCCGCCAAAUGCGAAUCGCCGAGUGUAUCGUCGGGGACGAGACCGGAGUGAUCGUUUUCGCCGCAAGAAACGAGCAAGUGGAUCAAGUGAAAGAAGGCACGACGAUUAUCAUCCGCAACGCGAAGAUCGACAUGUUCAAGGGAUCGAUGCGCUUGGCGGUGGACAAGUGGGGGAGGAUAGAGGUGACGGAUCCGGCGGACUUUGUGGUCAAGGAGGACAACAAUCUCUCCCUGGUGGAGUACGAGCUGGUAAACGUGGUGGACGAGCACUAGGUAGUGGCUUUGGGUUUUCUUCUACGCUUGCUACACGGUUUCUCAACAAUAAGCACAGAUCGAUCGAGCACAGAAAAUCGGGAACCAAAAAAAAUGAGGAGGCCUUUUGCUAGAGCAUGGUUACGGUGGUGGUGUGGUGGUGGUGGUGGGAGGAAGAUAUAUCUAGAGUGCCAGUGUUAUGAUUUCCAUCAUCAUAAGUCUUCGAUCCUCGGAGUGCUGGAAUUUUUUGCAAGCCACGUUUGACACUCCCGGCAGCUGUUAUUGGUAUCUCGAUUUCUCUCUUGGCAACCGUGGUGUGAUUUUUCUUCUCUUUGUUUGAAUCUUAUAAGCUGUGAUAUCUUCCAGAGA